AUGGCUACAGAGUGGGUGGGGGAGGUGGACGAAAAAGUGCUGCAUGCGGAUAUCACUGAUAUUCAGAUUCCAAUAGACUAUGAAACGGAGAAGCACCGAGUUGCCUUCAUUGAAUUUGAAUUGGCUGAACCCUCUUCUGCUGCUAUUGAUAACAUGAAUGAGUCAGAGUUCUUUUGAAGAACCAUUCGGGUCAACAUCGCCAAACCUAUGAAGAUCAAAGAGGGCUCUUCUCGUCCAAUUUGGUCAGAUGAUGAUUGGCUGAAAAAGUUCACGGGAACAACUGCCGAAGAGGCUGAGGUGACGGAGUCCACUGGAGAAUCAGCCAAAUCAACAACAGCAUAUAAUGAGCCCCCAGCCAGGAAGGGCAGAACAAACCCCCAGGUUUACAUGGACAUCAAGAUUGGCAAUAAGCCAGCAGGGAGACUGCGCUUCCUGCUCCGAGCAGACAUUGCUCCAAUGACCGCAGACCUAUCGGCUGCCUUCGAUACUGUGAACCAUCAGAUCCUCCUCUCCACCCUCCUCUUCAUGGCUAACUCUGGAGCAAACAGCAACGGCUCUCAGUUCUUCAUCACCUGUGACAAAACGGAUUGGCUGGAUAACAAACAUGUGGUGUUUGGAGGGUUGAUGGAGGGCAUGGAGGUGGCAAAAGCCAUGGAGGCACAAGGAACAAAAGAAGGCAAGACCAAGCAGAAAGUGAUCAUUUCAGACUGUGGAGACUAUGUUUAA
Molecule: messenger RNA, 726 nt
Organism: Oncorhynchus gorbuscha (pink salmon)
Lineage: Eukaryota; Metazoa; Chordata; Actinopteri; Salmoniformes; Salmonidae
Gene: ppie
Product: peptidylprolyl isomerase E (cyclophilin E)
Biological process (GO): protein peptidyl-prolyl isomerization
Cellular component (GO): intracellular membrane-bounded organelle
Molecular function (GO): peptidyl-prolyl cis-trans isomerase activity; RNA binding
Source: RefSeq, a predicted model, not a curated record